Messenger RNA from Ceratosolen solmsi marchali, 1089 nucleotides. RefSeq names its product transmembrane protein 114. Gene Ontology annotation, cellular component: plasma membrane. The record is from RefSeq and is a predicted model, not a curated record. The transcript has 5 exons. NCBI's taxonomy places the organism in Eukaryota, Metazoa, Arthropoda, Insecta, Hymenoptera, Agaonidae. Bases 224 to 982 code for a protein of 252 amino acids.
AGCAAGUGAGACAUCUUCGACGGCGCAUCGAGCAAAAUGAGUAUGAAGCGCAAGGAUCUCGUGAUUUCGAUGGCUGGUGGAAGGCCGUCGUGAGACUCGGACACUGCCGCCGGAUCAGAAGGAUUCGUCCCGAUGAAAGGACGAAAUCGCAAAUGGGAUUUGGCUUUAUAGCGGCAGGUCAGCGCCACGAAGUAAAGGAGCGCUUCGUUAUCAACGCCGAGCGAUGCCGAAUCGAAUGAAAGCCAUUUAUACCCAAGUUGUAUUCGAAAGACGGAUUUUGUUAUUCUGCACGAUCCUCGUGGGACUUUUGGUUUGCGUGUGGGCAGUCUCAAUUGCAACCGACCAUUGGCUGGUGGCCUACACGUCCCCGAAUGAGAAGAUCGUCGUCGGGGAGUCGGGUGCCAGGAAUGGGACCAGAAUCUUCCUCAAUGGGCACUCCGGGCUUUUCAGGACCUGCAGUUACGGCUAUGUGCAGGAUUAUCUUAACGGUUCCGACACUAUGCCUUAUAAAGAGUGCGUUCAGAAUGAAAUGUUUCCGAUUGAGAUGAAAUCGAAACGAGAACGACGACCUGACGCGGAUAAGACACUUAUAAACUAUUCAAGAACAGAUGUAUCAUUCGCUAUUAUAAGCACGUUCGUUAUGAUGAUGGGUUUUGGAUUUUCGAUUUAUACUUUUCGAAAUCCACGAUACAUGUUUAAGAGAUUAGCCGGAGGCAUUCAUUUUAUUACAUGUGCAUGUGUAAUGGUAGUAAUACAGGUGCUCUUAUCAUCGAGGGACUACGGAAGUAAGCGCGACAACUGGAUUUUUCCGAAGUCUGUGGAAAUCUUUGCUGGAUACUCCUUAAUUCUCGCCUGGUUCGUAUUUCUCGGCAAUUUGCUCUCGGGCUGCGCAUUCAUGCUGUUCUCGAGGAAACGAAAACGUGACCGGGCACCCAAUGACGAGCUUGCUAUGGCCGAUGAACCGACGAUUAUCGGUCGUUGAGAGACCUAUUCCUUUUCACUUAUUCGAGCAAGCCAUUCAUUUGUCAAAGCUGAGAAAAUUCCUCCUGUAUUCAGAUGUUAAAGCAAGAGAGAUUAAAAUUUCUCCAC